GGUUUUCUAAGGUGUCCUUGUGUAGAGAGAACAAGAACGAUCGACUUUCAUUUUGCAAAUAAUUCAUUACAGAGAGUGACCAUAAAGAAAAAUGACGCUGCCCCGUGUCUCCCUUCGUGUGUCUCACGGCACUGAUUCUCUGCAGCGUCUGCCAUUCGCAGCGUCUGCCCUACAGAUUGGUGGCGCAACUUCAAGCACCUCCUGCUCCUUGCUCCCGGUACAACAGCACCAGCAGAGCCACCAGAUGAAGUGGAACACCACUCAAAAGCGCUAUCACAUUCGCCACCCUGCUCGCGUUGUCAUGGGGCAUAAAAUGGAGAUCAUCAAAGGAAGGCAAAAAACCGGUGGUAUCAGUUGGAAGCCGAAGUACCCGAACCAUCCAGCUGAAAACGAUAGGAACAUGAACAUGCUGACACAGUAUGCGGACAUGAAGAUGCGGUGGAGCUACGGUUUGCGGUGGAACAACGAGAGGUGGAAAAUUGCGAAAAAAUGGCAACCUAUUCUUAUGAGACUCACUGCUCCAUGCAAUUUUUUUUUGUUUGAUUGACGGUCACUCCAUGAAGAAACUCUCUUUGUGUAGGAUCAUUGACGGAGUUUUCUUUUGUGAGGAUCUACAACAUGAGGUGUGCGUAGGCCAUGUGAAGGAUUGACCCUAACCCUCAAUAGCUGAAUAUUUCAUUUGACGAAACAUUUCAACACCAGAGUCAGAGAGAUGCUUUCCUCCUCUAACAUCCGUAACGACCUUCCCUAUCCUGCUCCGACGUGUGCUUUCGUUUGGCACAAUGAGAUGCCGAAUCUGCAGUUCUUUGAAAAAAAUGGUGGUUGCCCAGAGUACCCUGAAAUCGGCUCACCUGCGUUCGACGCCUUCCGCAACCAAGUCAAAUCACAAGAUGUCUUCUGCAUCUUCAAGUCCAACAUCUACAUGCAGCAUAAAGUCACAGUAGGCGACUUGGUCAUGGCGGAGAGGAUGAAAGAUCGGCACGCUGGGGAAAAAGUCGCUUUUGGCACGGUUUUGCUAGCUGGUAGCAGAUCUUGGACUAUUCUGGGGAAGCCAACAGUGCCUUUCGCAAGGGUAAAAUGUACGAUUGAGCAACAGACUCUGUGUGGGGAGAAGCUAGUGUUCAGGUGUGGCCCGAAUCACUCGCAUAGAUUUCGUACUUUUUGGCGCAGACGACAGUACGUAACGAUGCUAAGAGUCGACGAAAUCGAGAUCGAUCCGGAGACUGUGCACUACAACGCCGAACAAGUCCCUAAGCCAGACAGGUUGAUUGACAUCUUUAAGGCUACCGCUGACGCAUCCUCAACGCCAUUCUUGGCCCUUUUUCUACCUGGAAAAGAAGCCAAUGAUGGCAUCAGGGACGCGAACGCAGUCGCUCUAACAUGUGGGCAAAUAGAAGGUUGACUGGAGAGGAAAAGGAGCUCAUUCCCAGAGACAAACACGGUAGGCCAGAUGCGGCAAAGCAUUACGAUGGUAGUGAGCAUCAACCGGGGAGUUACCACGCAAAGGGAUUGACAGAGAGUUAUAGAUACUUUCCAGAUCCAGGGCAUUCGCAUUGGAUGCAGUAGGAGGAUUACGUAGGUAGCUUAGGAUGGCUACUUGGGACGCCAUAAUGGGGAUGGUGGAUUCUCUUGAAAAAUAAUGAAAAUGAACCCUGAAGAAGAAGAUUUUGAUUGUCGUUGGCCACAAGAAUCUACGAAGCACUUUUACACUUUGUUUCUGCUCCUUCAUUGGAGAAACAACAACUACAUCGGUUGACGAAAGUGUGGCCGAUCAGUUCAUC
Molecule: messenger RNA, 1781 nt
Organism: Amoebophrya sp. A25
Lineage: Eukaryota; Dinophyceae; Syndiniales; Amoebophryaceae
Source: the annotation of a GenBank genome assembly